AUGUCUAAUACUCUCAGGCCAUAUCUCGCAGCGGUGCGAUCGACUCUGACCGCUGCGUUGACACUAGAGGACUUCGCAUCGCAGGUCGUUGAGCGACACAACAAACCUGAGGUCGAAGUUGGGCAAUCGAAGGAAGUGCUCCUCAACCCCCUCACGAUCUCUCGCAAUGAGAACGAGCGCGUGCUCAUCGAGUCUGCCAUCAACUCUAUCCGACUGAGCAUCAAGAUCAAGCAGGCAGACGAGAUCGAGCGUAGAGCGGAGAGCUUCGUCGUGCUGCGGAGAAAGCCAGUCAAGGGUUAUGACAUCUCGUUCCUGAUCACCAACAACCACACCGACAUCAUGCUCAAGCACAAGAUAGUCGACUUCAUCAUCCAGUUCAUGGAAGAAGUGGACAAGGAGAUCAGUGAGAUGAAGCUCAGCUUGAAUGCUCGUGCUCGUGUCGUCGCGGAAUCAUACUUGACCGCGGUGUGUCCCAUUUCCUAUUGGCUCAAAGAUGGAGAUACUGACAGCUAUUCGUAG
Messenger RNA from Fomitopsis serialis, 519 nucleotides. Its product is annotated as actin-like protein ARPC3. NCBI's taxonomy places the organism in Eukaryota, Fungi, Basidiomycota, Agaricomycetes, Polyporales, Fomitopsidaceae. Gene Ontology annotation, molecular function: actin filament binding. Gene Ontology annotation, biological process: Arp2/3 complex-mediated actin nucleation; actin filament polymerization. The coding region runs from base 1 to 519 and encodes 172 amino acids. The record is from RefSeq and is a predicted model, not a curated record. Gene Ontology annotation, cellular component: actin cytoskeleton; Arp2/3 protein complex. The transcript has 7 exons.